AUGAAAAUUAUCUUUCAAGGCGUUGAUCCAUCAAAAUUGCAGAGCCAUACGCUUACGAUAGCACCCAACACACAGGUAAACAACAUACCUACGCUUAUAGGGUAUCUUAAUGCUUAUCAUGAUACACAAGCCUUCUUCAAGGAUAAUGUGCUACCGCCUGGUAUGAUGUGCAUUAUUAAUGGUGUUGAUUCGUGUUGUGGGGAUGGAUGUGUUAGUGCAGGUGAUGAGAUUGUGUUUAUUAAUUCUUUGCACGGCGGGUGAUAUGAAUGGGGUGAAGUGGUGGCGAAGUGGUAGAGUGGUGGUGAAGUGGUGAAUUGGUAGAGUGGUGAAUUGG
Molecule: messenger RNA, 334 nt
Organism: Vavraia culicis subsp. floridensis
Lineage: Eukaryota; Fungi; Microsporidia; Pleistophoridae
Exons: 1
Coding region: 1-261 (86 amino acids)
Biological process (GO): tRNA thio-modification
Cellular component (GO): cytoplasm
Source: RefSeq, a predicted model, not a curated record